AUGGUUACUCCAAUCAUAAACACGCUGGGGAACUGCAGGCACCCGACCUCCUGGAAUUUCCUGUUCCUCAUCAUCCGAUCCAGACUCCUUCCGAAACCGACGCCACCAACGUUGUGCGUGUCUUCCGGCGUCACCACGUUUCCCGACGUCCAGACCGGAAGAGACGGCGGGCUCCGAGACCUUCCCGCCAUACCGCCAUAUUGUACUCUCAUCCCAACUCCAGCAAUAGGCCUCUGGCUAGUUCUUGCCUCCCGAGUAGGCACUGGGGACCUCAUGCCGCUGCCGUUCACCUCUCCUCUCUGCCGUCCGCCUCCGGAUAUCCUCACUGGGGCGGGCUGUAAGCGUGUAGGAGGCCGCGAUCGCCUGGCCCUCCUACCGCCAUCUGUGGCUACCUCCAUCUCUGCAGGCACCGAAGCCACUCCCAGACGUCCCUCCACACCAUCCAGCACAUCCUCCAAUGAACCGGAGCCAUGGGGAUAA
This is a messenger RNA of Pelobates cultripes (western spadefoot toad), 480 nucleotides long. The record is from the annotation of a GenBank genome assembly. Lineage: Eukaryota; Metazoa; Chordata; Amphibia; Anura; Pelobatidae.